Messenger RNA from Etheostoma cragini (Arkansas darter), 3373 nucleotides. RefSeq names its product centromere protein T (gene cenpt). Gene Ontology annotation, cellular component: kinetochore. Gene Ontology annotation, biological process: mitotic cell cycle; kinetochore assembly; chromosome segregation. Lineage: Eukaryota; Metazoa; Chordata; Actinopteri; Perciformes; Percidae. Gene Ontology annotation, molecular function: protein heterodimerization activity; DNA binding. The coding region runs from base 303 to 3047 and encodes 914 amino acids. The record is from RefSeq and is a predicted model, not a curated record. The transcript is spliced from 14 exons.
GACAAUCUACUUCUCGCGAUAUUCCGCUUAAAAAUAACGCGGGACAGUGGGAGGAAUGAAUCCGUUGUAAUAACCACAGCCGUGGUUGAAAGGAAGACAACAUUAGACAGUCAACAGAGGGUAACAAAUGUUACAAGCUUCACUUUGUAAUAAAUGACAUUGUCCUCAGCGCAGCUCUGUUUGUUGGAAUCGCCCGAUAUAAACAAAAGCAACCGCUUAACACGGUGAACGCUUCCGUUUACCGUCGGCAGACGUUGGUUAGCUAAUAGUAACUAACCAGCUGACUGUAGCUCGUUUUCUAAAUGGAUCCCACGGAGGACUUGUCUGCUCGGGUCCUGCUGAAACAUAUUCUCAGCACCGAGACACCCAGGGCUCCUCUCACCCGCAGUGCCUCCAAAACGGCGACCAGCAGCGCGACCAGAAGUAGCAACCGACUGAGCAGCAGAGAUGCCGGUGCACAAACCCCCCAGGACAUCCUAAGACGCAGCCUGAGACACAAAAUACAUGAGAGUAUAACCAGGCAAUCCCUUCCCGCUACUAAAAGGAGGACUGCCUCAGUCAGAAAGUUGCCUGCUUCAACUUCAGUGCUGUUUGAUGAUGGAGACACACCAAGGCACAUACUCAAGAAUAUCCUGCGGACAGAGCCUGUGAAGUCCCCUGUGGUUCAUGAAAAAGCUGGUUCACAAGAGCCACAGCCAUCUUCAGCCGCCUCCAGCAUCACAAGGAAGCGUACUAGUUUAGAGCUUUCAGGGUUGGACUUGCCUGAUUUAACGAUUGGCAACAUAUCGAGUACAGAAAAGGCACUGAGCAGGAAGAGACCACGUCGGAGCCUUAAUGUAACAGCUUUUGAAAAGCGUCUUAAAGAUGGAGGAGAUGUUGGGGAAAAGGACGAAUCAGUAGGUGACCAUUCAUCACUUUCUUUGUCAAGUUCCACUUCUCUGAGUCUAAAAACCCCCUUGGUGGAUGUUCAGACUGAGAUAAAGGGCUUACAGAGAAGAGUUUCUAACCGUCGAAAAAUCUCGGAGGAAGAAUUCUGUGCAGCUGUAAAUAAAAGACAGAUGAAAGGAUUAAGCAGCUUUGUGGAAUUGGAGCAGGGUCUUAGUGAGACUGCCUUAUCUGAGGGCUUCAGUUUGGGCCAAAGCAAACUCGGUGGACCUGAUAUAACGGCCGAUAUCCUCCACUGUGACACGGCUCUCUACGCCCGGCCUGAUGCCAUGACCUCCAGCUUUUCCUUUGUUGCAACUCAGGACAAACCAACAGUGAUGGCGUCUCAGCUUCAGAGACAGAUGGAGCAGGAGGAGCAGGUGGAGGCAGAGCAGAGCAAGCUGGGGAAAGAGAAGUCAAUGUAUGCAUUUCCAACUGAAGAGGGGACUGAACCUCAGAAUGAAAAAGGUAUUUCUCAGUCUGAGGAAGAUGCUGAUGCAGCUGAAUUUCAAAAGGAUAAAGAGAAGAGUACAUCUGAUGGUCAUCUUGAAGAUGCUGCCGCUGUGUCUGAGGAAGAUGAAAACAGAGUGGAAGGUGCAGCUGAUUCUCACAUUGAAGAGGACGCUGCAACCAGGUCUCAGUCUGAGGAAGAGGAGCCUGCAACAGACUCUCAAACUGAAGAAGAAGGUGCAGGUGACUCUCAAACUGAAGAGAAACAAUGUGAAGUUGAUUCCCAACCUGAAGAGGAUAUUACAGCCAGGUCUCAGUCUGAGGAAGAGGACGUUGCACCAGACUCUCAAACCGAAGAAGAAGGUGGUGCAGGGGACUCCCAAAUUGAAAAAGAAAUUGCUGUUGAUCUGCAGAGUGAGGAGGAUGUUGCAGCCAGGUCUCAGUCUGAGAAAGAGGAGGGUGUUGCAGCCAGGUCUCAGUCUGAGGAAGAGGAGGAUGUUGCAGCCGGGUCUCAGUCUGAGGAAGAGGAGGAUGCACCAGACUGUCAAACUGAAGAAGAAGGUGCUGUUGAUCUGCAGCCUGAAGAGGACUUUGCAGCCAAGUCUCAGUCUGAGGAAGAGGGGGAUCUUACAGAACAUCAAAGUGAUCAAGAGGAUCCUGCAGCCAAUUUUCAAACUGAAGAAGAGGGUGAUUUGGCUGAUUCUCAACCUGAAGAUGAGCAUGAUGAGAAGCCAUGGGAGGAAGAUGGUGAGCAGGUAUCAGAACCGCAGGAACAGGACUUGGAACACAUCAGUCAAAGGGCUAGGCACUCUGAGGGUAGACUCAUUGUGCCUGUGAAAGAAGCAGGUGAAGAUUUGGCUGACACCACAGACGAAGGUUGGUCUGAUGGCAAGUCCAAAGGACACAGCAGCCUGGAAAAGGAAAGCCGUGAGAGCGGUCGGCUUCGCGUUGGGAUCCCUGACGUGGCCGAGUCGUCAACGCAAGGACCACGGGAUGCUCGUUGUACAGAAGCCGAGCCUGAUGCUGAUAAGCAGAACUCCUUUAAUCUUCCGGACAGGACACAUGACAUUGAAGAAAGUAGGCACUCGAGUGACCAUUCACCUGAAGAAGCUGCUCAACAGGAGGAAGAGUGGGAGGAUGAAGAAGAGGGUGAGUGUGAGUGUGUGGAGAUCUCCAGCAAGACUCCAGCAUUUGUCAGACAGAAAAUGAACUUUUUUCAACCAGAUUCUCAAGCCUCAUCUUCCGCCUUUAAGAAUACUCCAAUCAGCAGAAGUACAGGUGAAGCUUUUUCUGCGCCUAAACCAAAGCAGAUGAAACAAAGGAGGAAAGGGCUGGCUAAAAAAGAAGCAAGCCUUCCUAAGAGCUACCUAAUGGGCGUGUUCAAGCACUUUGCCAAAACGAAUGUCUCUGCAGAUGUGUACCCUGUACUACAAGACAUAAUGGAUAAAUACUUUGACCGGCUGGCAGUGGACUUGGAGACAUAUGCUGUUCAUGCAAAGAGAAAAACCAUUGAGGUUGAAGAUGCUGAACUGCUGUUGAAAAGACAGGGUCAUGUGAAUGACAAGGUGCCAGUGGAAGUUCUCAUUGAAAAGUAUCUUCGUAUGGACCAGCGCAAGCUACUGAUUCCCAUUGCAACCAGUGGAAAUGUUGUUAUACCUAAAACACGGAGAUAAUUGUUUUAUACACAGCUACACAGCUUUUUUUUUUUGCUGGUUUCAUUUUUUGACUGUUAUCCGUUUUACUUACACUGCAUUUGAUUUUGAUAAGUGUUGCCUCCAUUUAAUGUUAAUCAGAUUAUAAAGGUUUCUAUAUGUGUGUAAAUAUUAGUUGACAAUAAUUAGGUUUUGUAUGUGAUGUCCUUAUAGCUUUUUCCUAUCUGUAUUACUGUACUGUGUGUGGCCAAGUGUGGUUAUAUAUCUGUAAGUAAUGCAACCAUUGGGAGGUUGACAAUAAUGCUUUGUAAGUACAUGUAUGUGUAUGUGUCAACUUUCUUCAUUGA